UUUCAUUCUCUAUUCUUUUUUUACCUUUAUAAAGGGAGAUGUGACAGUGGAUAUCAAGAACUUUGACUCAAAGACACCAUUGCUUGAAGCUGUUUCCAUUGGUCACUUGGGGAUACUUCAGAAGCUAGUCUCCUAUGGAGCAGAUUUAAAUACUGCUGAUGCUGAUGGUAACAACUGUCUUCACUACGCUGUGACUAAAGAGAAGUUCCAUUCUGAGGAGGAGACUCUAGAGCAUUUAGAUGAUUUCUGCAAAAUGCUUAAUUUGCAAAAAGAAGAGAGGCUAUCUGGCACAAUCGUUGCUAUGUAUCUAGGUCAUUCGAAAGGAAACUUUCACCAUAAAAACAAAUGUAGUAAGACCCCAGUAGAUCUCAUUGAAAAUUCAGAGUUUAAAAAGAAAAUAGAAGAGCUUUUCCCAUCGUUAUGUCUGCUGUGUAAAAAGAAAGAACCUAUAGUGGAGUUCCAACCAUGUGAACACACUGUUAUAUGCAGAAAUUGCUAUAAAAAUGAGAAUGAGCUUAAAACUUGUCCCAAGUGUCAACGAGCUAUAGAAACAUGUAGUAUACCUGUGGAUCGACAUUCAGGGAAGAAAGAAGUCCAGACAACAGAACAUCCUUCAGAAAGUAAACUACCGUCAGAUGGUGAGUAUAAAAUAACAAUUAUUAAUUGAUUUCUGUAAAAUUUAGC
This is a messenger RNA of Octopus bimaculoides (California two-spot octopus), 684 nucleotides long. RefSeq lists its product as uncharacterized. Gene Ontology annotation, molecular function: protein binding. Lineage: Eukaryota; Metazoa; Mollusca; Cephalopoda; Octopoda; Octopodidae. The record is from RefSeq and is a predicted model, not a curated record.